AUGUGGAAUCGGUUAAUUCCACCAAUCCUUGUGAUUUUAGUCAUUUUUCUUUUUCUUCGAUAUUCCUAUGAUUCUGGUGAAAGUGUUCCAACUUAUAUUGUGAAGAGUUUGAAUUUGUCGCCAAUUUCGGCACCGAGGCAAUAUUUUGAUUUUUAUGAAGCUGAAAGGGAUCGAGAGUUCAGAGGGAAGCAGGUGAGCAAAAUUUGGAAUAUUGUAAGUGGAUCCUUCGAUUUGCAAUUUCCAGCUCCCCAUCCCCAAAUCCGCCUACCUUCUCUCCGCCUUCGAAUUUCCCAACGAGAUAUCGAUUGUUCACAUCAAUCGAGACAUCACUGGUGCCACUCUUUGGUGUCGAUAUUUUGACGAGAAUUCGACUGAAGUUUCAGCUCCUCAAAAAUCCUUCACCUUCCCAGUUUAUCUGGUAAAUUGUCCAAAAGUCGAGGGAACUCGAAAAGUUUCAUUGAGUGUUUUCGAGAAUUCGACGGAUUUUGAUUUUCCGAUUCCGCUAGUGCCACGUGGCAUGAAACAUUAUGUGGAUGACAAAUAUGAGUUUUCAAUGUGUAUGUCACCAAUUUAUGGAAAAGAACCAAAAUGGUUGUUGAUUUCAGAGCUCAUUGAGCACUAUAAAUUACAGGCAGGUGAAAUUUGGCACCAAAAACUCAUCAAAAAUCUUUAGGGUGUAAGUCACUUCUACUUCUACGUCUAUCAAAUCGAUCAAUACAGUCGAGCGAUGUUGGAGGACUAUCAAAGAACCGGCGAGAUUACUGUAGUGGAUUUAUUGGAGAAAUACGAUAGGGAAUUGUUGCAUUGGCAAAUUGUGGCAUUUAGGGUAACUUGUCUGAAAUUUUUCACAACAAAAAAAUAAGAGUUUGUAGGAUUGUCAACUUCGCGCGAAAUUCGAAUCCCGAUGGUUGCUUUUCAGUGAUUUGGAUGAGCGAAUUAUUAUGACUGGGUAUCCAGGAACAAUUUUGAAUUAUUUGAGAGAUUUGGAGAAUCCAGAUAGUAUUGGGGCGGUUGUCUUUAGGCAGAGAUGGAUUUUGAAAACUGAAACUAUGCCUGAAAAAUAUAUCAAUGAUAGUCAUGUGAGUGUUUUUUCUGAGAAUCCCAAAAAAUCCCCAAAUCUUCCAGCUUCUCACCUGGCUUCCAACUCUUCGCUGGCACAAUACCUCAUCUGUAGGUCCACCAGGUCACACCGUAAAAACCAUAGCUGAUCCAAAAAAAGUCUACGAAGCCUGGACACAUUAUCCGGUGAAAUAUUAUCCAGGACAACAUCGCAGUAUUGAUGUGAAGCCGGAAGAGGGAAUUGUUAGGUGGGGGAUUUUUAAAACUUCAGAAUAUCUAGAAAUCCAAUUUUUCCAGACACUAUCGCGAUCAACAAAUGUGGAAUUGGGGUAAAACGUGGCUCAAAGAUGUGCUCAAAUUCGGACCGCUUUCUCUAACAAAUUACUCGGAGAUUUAUCAGGGAAAAUUGGUAGAGAAUGUGCGAAAGCGGGUGGAAAAUGUGUAUCUCAAUUAUAAAUUAAGACUGGAAAAUUAGUUAAUUAAUUAAUUACUAUUAGGUUAGGUGAUUUAACGGGUGGGAUAAACAAUUGUUUUUGGUCGUGAUGUUGUGUAGAUCUAUUAAUUUGAUGGAUCAAACAUUGAACAAAUAAUGGUUUUUGUAAAACAUGAUUCUCUUUUUACAUAAAAAAAACAAAAGAAACAUAUGUUAUGACGUGGCAAAUAUUGGAUUUUUAAAAUUUUCAAGGAUCUGGCUAGAAUGUUAGUUGAGGCUAGAUUCGAUUGGAAAAUCAGGCCUGAUAGAUCUUGCAAAAUCAAACAAAUAUAUCUUCUUCAAUAUAGUUUGGUGUUAUUUAUUUAAUUUCAUUUUUUGAAUUUUUCACCUGAACAAACAAAUACUGUAGAGAACAUUAAUUAAUAAAAAUUUGCCAAUCUAUGAUCAUUUUCAAUUGUUGAACUCGCUAAACUGAACCGGAUGCAUUUUGGAUCUUUUCGAAAACCAAAGGUAUGUUGGAACUAUGUACUUGAAAUGACAGCUCAGAAUCUUCAGGUUUUAAGUCGUUUAAUCCCACUGACCUUCCUUCUUGUACUGACACCUUUGUAUCUUCGAUAUUCCUAUGACACCGAGAAAAUUUAUGUUAUGAAUAGUUUGAAGUUGGAGCCGAGAUUGGCACCGAAAGAUUAUUUUGCGUUUUAUCAAGCAGAAAGGGAUCGGAGAUUUGGGGAAGAAGAGGUUUGUUAAUAAGAUCUAGUGGAAUUAUAAAUUAUGAUGAGAUCUAGUGAAAUUUCCAGCUUCCCAUCCCAGACUCUGCCUACCUUCAAUCCGCCUUCGAAUUUCCCAACGAAAUCUCGAUUGUUCACACCAAUCAAAACAUCACCGGUGCCACUCUCUGGUGUCGAUAUUUUUCGGAAAACUCCACCGAAAUUUCAGCUCCUCAGAAAUCCUUCACAUUCCCCAGUUAUAUGGUAAACUGCCCAAAAGUUGCCGGAACUCGAAAAGUUUCGUUGAGUGUUUUCGAGAAUUCGACGGAUUUCGAUAUUCCGAUUCCACUUGUGCCACGUGGCAUGGAAGAUUAUGUGGAUGACAAAUAUGAGUUUUCAAUGUGUAUGUCACCAAUUUAUGGAAAAGAGCCAAAAUGGUUGUUGAUUUCAGAGCUCAUUGAGCAUUAUAAAUUACAGGUAGGUGUAAUUUGACACAAAAAAAAUCAAUCAAAAAUGUUUAGGGUGUCAGUCACUUCUAUUUCUAUGUUCAUCUAAUCGAUCAAUACAGUCGAGCAAUUUUGGAGGAAUAUGAGAAAACUGGCGAGAUUACUGUGGUGAAUAUUCUAGAAAAGUAUGAUCGGAGAGUCAAACAUUUUCAAAUUGUAGCAUUCCGCGUGAGUUUGCAUUGAUUUUCGUGUCGAGAAUCAGUUCCAGAAUUUUGUAGGAUUGUCAACUUCGCGCAAAAUACGAGUCCCGUUGGUUACUUUUCAGUGAUUUGGACGAGCGCGUUAUUAUUACUGGACAUCAGGGAACAAUUUUGAAUUAUUUGCGAGAUUUGGAGAAUCCAGAUAGUAUUGGAGCUGUGAUUUUUAGGCAGCGAUGGAUUUUGAAAACUGAAACUAUGCCGGAAAAAUAUAUGAAUGAUAGUCAUGUGAGUUUCAGAAAGAGAUUGAAGAAUUUCAAAGUUUCGAAACGUACAUUUCUGCAAGAUACUCGUAUAUUUAAAAAAAUUCCUGAAUCUUCCAGCUUCUCUCCUGGCUUCCAACUCUUCGCUGGCACAACACCUCAUCUUUUGGCCCUCCAGGACACACCGUGAAAACGAUAGCUGAUCCGAAAAAAGUCUACGAAGCCUGGACACAUCGGCCGAAGUUAUAUUAUCCGGGAGAACAUCGAGUUCAUAACGUUACGCCAGAAGAGGGUUAUGUUAGGUGAGUAAAAAAAGUUUUAAAAGUGGAGUCCGAGCAAAAAUCAAGUUGUGCUCAUUUAAAAGAGCGUGUUUCAAUUAGUACAAUCCACGAAGAAUCCUAAACUUCUUGAAAACCAAGAAUCAUGAUUGCUCUUUUCAAAGUUCCAACAAAUUCUUUUCUCCCCCCAAAUUUCCCAAUCUUCUUUCAGACACUACCGCGAUCAACAAAUGUGGAAUUGGGGCAGUAGAUGGCUCAAAAACGUCGCCAAAUUCGGGCCAUUCUCCCAAACGUAUUACCCCGAAAACCUGCAAGCAAAAUUGAUAGAAAACGUGCGGCGAAGAGUGCAAAAUGUGUAUCUGAAUUAUAAUUUACGAUUAGAAGAUUUGGGUUAUCUUGAUUGAUUUGCUAGAUGUUUUAUUUUUUUUUGGAAACCGGGUAUUUUUCUGAUAAAUAUGAAAAAUAAAACAAUAGAAUGCACGGUUUAUUAAAAAUCGCCCACGAAACAAUUUUUCGACAAAAUCAUAUUUGUACAACUGUCUCUCCAUAGCUACAGUUAGUCUCUUGAUUUCCCCGCAACAGCAAUAAUGUCCUUCAUAAAAAUCCUUCUAGUGAUAUUUCCAAUUACUUUUCUAGUAUUUUUAAUUCUUAGCAAUGACGAGGAGAAUACUUAUAAUUUAAUGAUGAAAAAUUAUAGUUUCAAUAGAGAUGUUGGAGCUAAAAAUGAAAACGUUGCAGUAAUAAAACCAGGGAAUAAAUGGAUUGUGGUGACGAGUGUUAGCUUGCCAACAGAUGAUGUUAGGGUAAGAUUAUUUUCUCCCGAAGUUAGCCUAAGUCCAAUGAUUCAGCGACUCGCCUCAUUUGAUGAUUGGAAUCUAGUCGUUGUCGCCGACACCAAAACUCCCACCAAUUGGCAUCUUGAAAACACCCAUUUCCUAUCCAUCGACUAUCAAAAAUCUCUAGAUUUCCGAAUCACAUCUCAACCUCCUUUCAAAUCCUACACUCGCAAAAACAUCGGAUACCUUUAUGCGAUUUCAAAUGGUGCUGAGUGGAUAUAUGACACUGACGAUGAUAAUAAACCCUACGCUUUGGGCCUGAAUCAAUUCGAUUAUGAGCAGGAAAUCAGUGGGUUACGCUAUAUUAUCGAUUUUCAAUCAUCAAUGCUCGACAAACUCUUCAAUCCCUAUCGAUUUUUUGGGAUGGAGAGAAUGUGGCCACGUGGAUUCCCGUUGGAAUACGUCAAGGAGCAUACGAAUGGGAAAGAUCGACAGAUUCUUUGCUCAAAAAUGCAGACUUCGGCAGUUCAGCAGGGAUUAGUUCAUCAUGAUCCAGAUGUGGAUGCGAUCUAUCGAUUAUUGAAUGCUAAUUCGAAGACUGGAUUAGAUGUUGGGUUCAAUAAAUUUGCACCAUCAAUAACUUUGGAUGUUGGAACUUAUGCGCCUUGGAAUUCGCAAAACACAUUAUUUCAUAAAUCUGCAUUUCAUAUUUUGAUGUUACCAACAACUGUGUCAUUUCGAACAACCGAUAUUUGGCGAUCAUUUUUCGCGCAAAAAAUUCUGCACCUAUCCGGGCUUACUGUCUCAUUUACCCCUGUAAAUGCUGUGCAAUUCAGAAAUUCACACGAUUUUCUGAAAGAUUUCAAAGACGAGGAGCAAGUUUAUAAAGAUUCAGGGAAGAUUCUUAGAUUUCUAGAUUCAUGGAAUUGCUCUUACGUGGAAAUAGAAAACUGUAUGCGAGAACUGGCUGAAGAUUUUGUUGAAAAUGGAUUUUGGGGAGAAGAUGAUCGAGAAUUGAUUGAUUUUUAUAUUGAGGAUUUGAAAGGGAUCAAUUGGACCUUUCCAAUGUUUUUGGAUAAAAUAUCGAUUUACAAUGCAAAUGAGAAAGAAUUCAAUGCAAAUUGUCGACGAGCUCAAUUCGAAUUUGAUUUGAGUUAUCAGAACUCUCUAGCAAAAGCUUCUCAAAAACUGCAAAACUUUGGAGAACUUGCUGAUUGGUGUGAAGAAUCAAACUACACAAAGUUCACGAAUUCUUAUCCAACACCUCAAGAAUUACAGGAAAAUCAUGAAAAUAAUUAUGUCCUAGAGAAACAUCUCAAAAAUGUUCUUAUAAUUGUGAAUAAUUAUCCAUGGAGAUUCGGAAUUGGAUACCUUCAGAAAUUAUAUCAGCCCUAUUUUGCGACAGUGGUUUUUUGUGGAACUUAUUAUCCCGAAGAAUAUCCGAAGACAAACCAGGGAUUUCCGGAAACCCAGGAGCCUUUCAAUUUUAUUCAUUUGAAUCCAAAUGAGAUUCAGAAGGGAUUUUUAGGUAUCUGAAAAUAUCCCUCACAAUCAGAUGCAGAAAUUUUCAGGCUAUCACUGUUUGACACUAUUACACGAAGUUGGUCUGCAAAAUGUUGAGGGAUACAUUUUCAUGGCUGAUGAUACGCAUUUCAACAUUUGGCAACGAAUUGAUUUUGGAAGAGUUUUCCAUUUGACUGGAAUGGCAUGGAUGAAUUCGACAGAAUGGUGGACUCAUAAGGUUUAUGGUUUUGUUUGCACAGCUAUUUAGAUCAAUUCGUGAUUUUCAAAAAUAGACAACAAUGGGAUAUUGUAUUUUAAAUAAUGAAAAAAGAGUGUAGUUUGAUCAGUGAUUUCUUUUCACAUAAUGGGCCUAUGCAGAAUAAUAUUUUGUAAUAAAAAACAAAAUAUACAGUUUAUUAUUUUUGAGUAGAGACAAUGUGAAAUUGAGAGAGUGCAGACAGACAAAUUGAUUUUUCGCACAAAAAAUACAAAAAACUGUCUGCACUCUCUCAAUUUCACAUUGUCUCUACUCAAAAAUAAUAAACUGUAUAUUUUGUUUUUUCGACGUUUUUCUGCAUUGAAAAAAUAUGUUUUUUAUUACAAAAUAUUAUUUAUGCGCAUAGGCCCAUAAAACAAAAUCAUUUCCCACUUUUGAAAAAAAAUCAUCUAUAGAAUUUUUUUGCAAGUUUUGUUUGUUCAGAUGUGGCAACAAAGAACAUCAAAUUUCAAAAUUUUGCAGGAACUCCCGCUGCUCAACGAAUCCUCGCCGAAAUAUCCAACACAACAGAUCUCAAAAAACUGGAAACCUGGAAGAAGUUCGAAACCGGGCUCAAAACCUAUGGCUUCAUUUCUUCGAAUCAAACCGCCGCUGAUGAUUUGCUCAAUGGAAAAGGUCGAAGCAUUUCCGAUUUUUUCUAUAUCCCAAAAUCCGAAAUCUCAUACUAUUCCCAAAUUAUGCGAAUCUUCUUUGAGAACAAAUUGUUCCUCGAACUCGCCGUAAAUCGAUUUCUGAGAUCUGUGAUGCAUCAAACGUGAGUUUCCUGGGGCGGUUCAAUAUGAGCAAUGUUCAAUUUCAGCUCAAGACAUCGUGGCCUCUCAUAUCUUUGGGCUGACCGUAAAAAUUGGUCAGAAAAAUAUAGUGUUGAGAUGGUUGCGAUGCAUCCAAUCAAGCUUAGCAAAUUCAAAAAUCCGAAUGAGGAUCGCAAAAAAUAUUGCUCAAUAAUUCUCCAACCCUGGCAUCAGAUUCUAUUGGAGGAUUCCAAAAAUUUUACCGUAAAACUGGAUGAUGAACCAGAUUAUAUGAAUGGCUAA
Messenger RNA from Caenorhabditis angaria, 6973 nucleotides. The record is from the annotation of a GenBank genome assembly. Lineage: Eukaryota; Metazoa; Nematoda; Chromadorea; Rhabditida; Rhabditidae.